This is a messenger RNA of Carya illinoinensis, 947 nucleotides long. RefSeq names its product LEAF RUST 10 DISEASE-RESISTANCE LOCUS RECEPTOR-LIKE PROTEIN KINASE-like 2.1. The record is from RefSeq and is a predicted model, not a curated record. Bases 186 to 932 code for a protein of 248 amino acids. Lineage: Eukaryota; Viridiplantae; Streptophyta; Magnoliopsida; Fagales; Juglandaceae. Gene Ontology annotation, molecular function: polysaccharide binding. The transcript has a single exon.
CUUUUUAUUUAAGUUUUCUGCCUGAUAAUUCAUGUAAGGUUUCUCUCAAUAUUUGGUGAAUUUAUGAUUUGACGACUCUCCGUAUACGGUAUGUAAGGGGAUUACAUGAUCUUCCAUCGCAGUAGUCCUACUUCUUUCUUUUCCUAUACGAUUAUUUCCUGAUCCCUCUCUUUCUGUGUCUCAAAAUGCAUACCCAUCUCUUCCCACCUCUAACCACUUUCUUCUUCAUAAUAAUGGCAAUAACCUUAAUCAAAUUCCCACCACCUCUGCACGCCAUUGAUGAUGCGCUGUACCUCGAAUGCAGCGCACCCUUUGCAUGUUCCAGUUUCCUUAACCUGCAGGGUUAUCCUUUCUGGGGAUCAAAUAGGCCAGAAUACUGUGGUCACCCAGGUUUCGAGUUGAACUGCAGCGGCGAUGCCCCACAGCUCUAUAUCACGGACAGGUAUUACCGAGUCCUUGAAAUCAAUUAUUCGUCACGGAUUCUCAAGGUUGUUAGAGCGGAUUACUGGAACACGAUCUGUCCCGACAGUUACGCUAAUUCCACCAUUAAUUUCGCCCUCUUUUCUUUCACUCCAGAUACUACGAACGUUGAGCUCUACUACGAGUGCGGUAGUAUGUAUAUCAUUCCAGUGCAGCCGGAUAGCUUUCAGUUUACUUGCACCAGAAAUGGUAACAGCUUUACCAAUUACUACAAGAGGUCCAAUGAGGACUGCGUGUACAAUAACGUUGAAGUUCCAGUUAUGCAAUCAGCAGUAUCAGGCAACCUAUCUACCCAAGCUGCACUGAGUGAAGCUAUUGAUGGGGGCUUCACGUUGGGGUGGAAUGCAAAUGAUAGCAGGUGCGAUGGAUGUGAAGUUUCGGGUGGGCAGUGUGGGUUCAACACCAGCACGAAUGCUUUCGUUUGCCACUGCAAACGAUUAGUUAACUUGUAGCUAUGUUAAUUAACU